AUGGCCUUCAAUGACCUCCUGCAGCAGGUAGGGGCCAUAGGCUGCUUCUAGAAGAUCCAGUCCACUCUGCUGAUCCUCCCCCUGUUCCUGACAAGUUUGCACAGUAUUCUGCAGAACUUCACUGCCGCCAUCCCCGCUCACCACUGCCGCCCACCUGCCGAUGGCAACCUCAGCAAAGACAGGGAGUUGGAGGUGUGGCUGCCCCGGGACAAGCAGGGGCAGCCUGAGUCCUGCCUCCGCUUUACCUUCCCACAAAGGGAACCUCCCUUGCCCAAUGGCACAGAGGCCAAUGGCACCGGGGCCACAGAGCCCUGCACCAAUGGCUGGAUCUAUGACAACAGCACCUUCCCUUCCAACAUUGUAACUGAGUGGGACCUCGUGUGCACACACAAGACCUUGCCCCAGCUGAGUCAAUCCAUUUUCAUGGCAAGGACACUGGUUGGAUCCUUGAUGUUCGGGACCUUGGCAGACAGGCUGGGCCGCCAGAAGGUGCUGAUCUGGACCUACCUGCAGUUAGCAGUGUCAGGGACUUGCACUGCCUUUACACCCAACUUCUCAGCCUACUGCAUUUGCCGUUUCCUCUCGGGCAUGGCUACAUCUCCCAUCAACAGCAACUCGGUGACACUGAGUCUGGAGUGGCUGCCCAUCCAUGCCCGGCCAUGUUUGGGCCUCCUAGUCAGACUUGUCCCCAGCCUGAGCCAGUUCUUUGUAGCUGGAAUGGCUUAUGCCAUGCCCCAAUGGCGCCACCUGCAGCUGUUGGUAUCCUUGCCCUUCUUUGUUUUCUUCAUCUACUCCAGAUUCUUAAUUGAGUCUGCCCUCUGGUACUCCUCCUUGGGAAGACUGGACCUCACCCUGAAGGCAUUUUGGAGAGUGGCCCAGAUCAACGGGAAGCAGGAGGAGGGUGCCAAGCUGAGUAUAGGGCUGCUCCAGAUGAGUCCGCAGAAGGACCUGACCAUGGGCCAAGCCCAGCCCUCGAUGUUGCAGCUGCUGCGCUCUCCUGCUGUUCGCCGCCUCUUCCUCUGCCUCUUACCACCAUGGUUUGCAAACUACUUCAGCAUCUUUGGCUUGGUCAUGAGUCUGCAAAGUUUUGGGAUAAACAUCUACCUGCUCCAGGGGCUCUUUGCGGUUGUGGACCUCCCAUUUUAUUUCCUGGGCUUUUGGACCGUGAAAUCACUGGGCCGCAAGCCUACCCAAAUGGCCUCCUUGCUGCUGUCAGGGAUCUUUAUUCUGGCCUAUGCCGUGAUACCCCUGGACCAGUCAUUCCUCCGCACCACAAUGGCCGUGUUAGGAAAAGGCUGCAUCACUGGCUCCAUAAACUGCUUGUCUAUAUACACAAGUGAACUAUACCCCACAGUAAUGCGGCAAAGAGGUCAAAGCAUGUCAGGAACGUUGGCCAACACAGGCAGCAUCGUGAGCCCACUGGUGGGCAUGACCGCUGAGCUCCACCCCUCCCUGCCUUUCUUCUUCUAUGGAGCGGUCCCUAUGGCUGUCUGCCCCAUCAUUGUCCUCCUGCCAGAGACUAUAGGACAGCCACUGCCCAACACAGUGCUAGACCUGGAAAGAAGUAGGAAAGAGAAAUUGGGGCAGAAGCAGCAGGAGCAGCAGAUGGUCCCGCUCCAGGCUUCCUGA
This is a messenger RNA of Equus quagga, 1629 nucleotides long. RefSeq names its product solute carrier family 22 member 6-like. The record is from RefSeq and is a predicted model, not a curated record. The transcript has 10 exons. Gene Ontology annotation, biological process: transmembrane transport. NCBI's taxonomy places the organism in Eukaryota, Metazoa, Chordata, Mammalia, Perissodactyla, Equidae. Gene Ontology annotation, cellular component: membrane.